Messenger RNA from Prunus armeniaca (apricot), 321 nucleotides. Lineage: Eukaryota; Viridiplantae; Streptophyta; Magnoliopsida; Rosales; Rosaceae. The record is from the annotation of a GenBank genome assembly.
AUGGAGGUAAUUGCAUGGAAAAAGGAUAAAGAGUCUAGCAAACAACAUAAGAAAUCUGUUGAAGAAAACAUAAGAUCUAUAGCAAGAGGGGGAUACAUGGACAAUAAAAGUAGAAAUCAUGUUGAUGAUGAUGAUGAUGAUGAGGAUGGAUAUGCAUAUCCUUUAGACAUGCACCUUGCGGAGAAAGAAGAUUACCUUGCUGCCAUUAGAGCGUCGAAGCAAGAAGAACAGUUUAGACAAGGAGGAGUUCAUGGAAUGAGAAGCAAACGAUUUGCAGGGGGAGCAAGUGGUAGUAGUCAACCGCAAUAUCGUCGCACUUAA